UAUUCAGCCCUUCAAAGUUAAAGCCAAAUUUAUUUCAGAGGAGAACAGCAAAAACAGAAAAUUCACAAACUUGUGGGACUCUCUAACCCGCUGCAUCAUCACUGAAAUUUCACAAACAAAGGCAAUCUCUGUAGCAGAAUGGCGCUCAGACUGGUGUCUAAGAGUUUCAGGAAAAAAAUUUCGCCCAUGCUAUCUUCUGCUACUUUACUACAUUCACAUGCCACUAGUUUUGGGUUUAAAGAAGUACGAGAAGAAGAGAAAAGCCAAAUGGUAGGUAAAGUCUUUAGCAAAGUUGCUUCAAACUAUGAUCUCAUGAAUGACCUGAUGAGUGCUGGAUUACAUAGACUAUGGAAGGAUAGACUGGUCUCCAAACUGAGCCCAUUUCCUGGAAUGAAACAUCUUGAUGUUGCUGGUGGAACAGGUGAUGUUGCUUUCAGGAUUCUGGAAAGUAUUAGCAGCAUUAGACGCAGAGCUUUGCAAGAUCCAGUCAAUGAUGGCUUACAGGAAGAAACUCAGAUAUAUGUAUGUGACAUUAAUCCAAACAUGUUAAAUGUUGGAAAAAAGCAUGCCAUAGAGAGAGGUCUUGGAGAAGACAAAUCUCUCACAUGGGUGGAAGGAGAUGCAGAAGCCUUAAGUUUUGGUGAUAAUUCAAUGGAUGGUUACACCAUUGCAUUUGGAAUUAGGAAUGUCACUCACAUAGAGAAAGUUCUUGCUGAAGCUUAUAGGGUUUUGAAACGGGGAGGAAGAUUUCUUUGUCUUGAACUGAGCCAUGUUGAAAUUCCUGUAUUUAAGGAAUUGUAUGAUUUUUAUUCCUUCUCUGUUAUUCCACCAUUAGGAGAACUUGUUGCAGGUGAUCGAGAAUCUUACCAGUACCUGGUUGAGAGUAUCCGCCAAUUUCCCCCACAGGAGAAAUUUGCUUCAAUGAUUGCAGAUGCUGGAUUUCAGAAGGUUGAGUAUGAAAAUCUUGUAGGGGGAGUGGUUGCCAUUCACUCUGGUCUAAAAAUUUGAAGGUUUAUACAGCAAUUCUUGGUCCAACCUUUCCAUUAAUCAAUUAUUAUACACAGAACUGAUGCUUUAGUUUGCUUCUUAGAGAAAAGAUUUUAGAUGGCAUGGCAUAUUGACUAUGAUAUGAAUUUAAGUUAAUCAACUUUUCCAAGACUUAGGGGGGCCUUGUUUGAUAAAUCAUUCAAAAUUUUCAUUGCAUUUAAAACGAAAAUUUUUCAACACCUUUUGAUGACACAUUUUGAAAUCCAUUUACUUGUCAGUUAAUGUAAGUGUUGAAUAAGAUAA
Durio zibethinus is the source of this 1290-nucleotide messenger RNA. Its product is annotated as 2-methoxy-6-polyprenyl-1,4-benzoquinol methylase, mitochondrial-like. Gene Ontology annotation, biological process: ubiquinone biosynthetic process. Gene Ontology annotation, molecular function: 2-methoxy-6-polyprenyl-1,4-benzoquinol methyltransferase activity. NCBI's taxonomy places the organism in Eukaryota, Viridiplantae, Streptophyta, Magnoliopsida, Malvales, Malvaceae. Gene Ontology annotation, cellular component: mitochondrion. The record is from RefSeq and is a predicted model, not a curated record.